Folsomia candida is the source of this 6658-nucleotide messenger RNA. RefSeq lists its product as uncharacterized. The transcript has 6 exons. The record is from RefSeq and is a predicted model, not a curated record. Lineage: Eukaryota; Metazoa; Arthropoda; Collembola; Entomobryomorpha; Isotomidae. Bases 290 to 6088 code for a protein of 1932 amino acids.
AAUAUUUGACGGGUAGAAAAAGAGAAGCUUUUCGAUCAAUUUAUCACCGUUUCAUUUCUCUAAAAGUUGAUCUCGAGCCUGCUGUUUCAUUUCAUUUCGUACACCAUUUUUACGAGGAGGAACUGUGAUUUUGCAGUAAUUCAUGCAAAUUCCGUGGUAAUUUGCAUGAAUCUAAUAAUUUGCUGUUAGGCGCAAGUGGUGCACGUGGUGGUGGUGGGUGGGGGGUGUGAAUUAGUUGGUGCGUGACGUGACCAGAGGACGAUAACUUAUCGUCGAUAAGUACUCAGCCAUGGAAGAGGACAAUAAAAGUGUGACCACGAACGGAAGUGGAGCCGGUGAACGACCAACGACGCCAAGUACGCCAAGUAUUCACAUUUUCAACAAAAUCACGCAAAGCGAUGAUGAAUGGUGGCGACCUUCACAUCCUCCCGAGACGUACAAAUGGGAAGAGGUGCGACGCCAAAGGAAGAAGGGUGGCUACCCCUGGACACUCCUCGACAAUGAGAACGACAACGAUGAAAUCGAUGCCAACGAAUUUCUUGAUGACAACUUGUACGAGCCAGUCAACCCACCACCACUGCACGACACGGGAAGCGCAGUUUUCUACGGGAAAGACACCACGGACACGGGGUCGCUCGAUGGGCGCCGUCGGAUCGAUAUUCCGCCUGAAAUUGAGAUCGUCAACUCCGAAGGUCUCGAUGGCCUGGACCAACCCGACCCGCACGACUAUGGCAUGGACGGCGACCGCGAAUGGGUCCACUCUGACGACGAACAGGUCGUCCCCUCCUCAAAAAUCUGCUUCACCGCCGGCAUCCGUGGCGGGGAUGACAAAGCCACCAACAAAACCAUAAGUUUCGACCCCGCCACGAAAAAUGGAAGCUAUGACGAAGACCUCGAAGACGAAGGGAUGCUCGACAUCCCGCAAGAAGUCCCGUCCGGCUCCCGAUCGGGGCGAAGUCGGUCCCGCUCCCGAAGUCCGAAUCCAACCGGACCCCCGAAAAAGACCACGACUGCCUUCGAAAUCCUGAAGAACAAAGCGGCCGACGCGGCCGGCCAGGUUAAACAGCGCUUCAACAAGAUCGCGCUCCCCACGCGACCCAAACUCAGUCAAGGAGAAGGCUUCAAGCUCGCGCGGGGUAAAAAGAACGGGAAAAAAGGGAAGCAUCCUCCCGCCCCGGGGGAAGAAGAUCAAGUCGCCCCCAUGGAGGAAGAAGGUGUCGAAGACGUCCCCGCCCUAGACCAACUCGCCCUCCCAAAACCCGACGACUUCUUCCCCCCCGCGGGGGACGAUAUGGACGACGAAGAACCCAUUUCAACCUCCUCCUCCGUCAAAGAAGCGCAAGCGCAGGCCGCCGAACUCGCUCGCAAGGAAAAAGAGGCCGCUGUCGAAGAGAAAAAGCGCAAACAGAAGGAAGCCGACGAACUCAAGAAGCAAAAGGCGGAAGAAAAGAAGCGCGAAGCGGAAGAAAAAAAGCGCGAAGCGGACGAACUCAAGCGCCAAAAGGCCGAAGAAAAAGCCAAAGCGAAGGAAGAAGCCGACAAGAAAAAAGCGGAGGAAAAAGCGCUCAAAGCUAAAUUAGCGGAAGAAGCGAAAAAAGCCAAGUUGGAAGAACAGCUGGCAAAAGCGCGAGAACAGGAGGAACAAGAACGCCUCAAGAAUGAAGAACUGUUACGAUUACGAGAACAAGAAGCCGCCGCGAGAAGCGCGGCCGGCGCUUUUGACGAAUAUCCCGCCGAAUCUCCUCUUCCCCCAGAAGACAUCCCCGCCGACAUGGAAGAAGACGAAGAACAAAUUAAAGACGUCCCCACCCCCACCGGAACGGGCAGCAGGAAGAAAAAGAUCAAGAAAACGUUCGUCCAACUCCCCAAACUUCCCGACAUCCCGCGCCCAACGCUCCCCUCGUUCGAUCUCGACUUUAAGCGAAAGGUUAUCAAACGCUCCAAAACACCACCGGCGCGACCAACCCCGCCGAAAUUGAAGCAACGUCGCGGUCUGGAAGAAGAAACAGCUGAGAAUCAGCUGGCCGCCCAGUACGCUGGAGAAAUAGCGGCGCGAAAAUUGGAAUUCGAACAAGACGAAGAAACAGGAGGGCCACCCAUCGUGAGAAGUGUCCAAUUUCCGCAAACCCCCAUUUUCGUCACGCAACCAUCCACGGAAAACAAUUCCGUCACCACGGAGACAGAAUCCGUGCCGAAGAAGGGGACGCCUUCUUAUCGAAGUGACGACGUCAUGGAUGACGAAACAUCGUCAUACCCUGGACCAAGUGGCGACAAACCCCAACCUGCUUCGACGAAAGAACGUUUCGACAAAUUCGGCCAACAAGUUAAAACCUUCAGUCAAAAGAGUAAGGACAUCGCGUCCAAAAAAUCAAAAGCCAUGGGCGCCACGAUGAAAGUCAUUGGCAAAGAUUUGCAAAAGUUUGGCGUCAAAACGAGCGAAAAAUUUCAAGCCACCAUUGAAGAAAUCAAACAGAAACAGGAAGCCGCCAAAGCGCGGACGAAAGAGUUACAGGCGCAAAAAGCGAAGGAAGCGGAGGACGCGAUGGCGCCGCAUGGCGACGACGCCGGCGAGGAGGAGGAGCCUAUCCUCCACACCGAUUAUGCGACCGAACCACGCCGAAAGUUCAGAUUUCGAAGGAGGGAUGAUUCUCAAGAAGAAUCGCAACAUCAAAGCAGAGAAGAAGAAGAUCAUGUCGACGAUGUCGCCACGUCGUCGCCAUACCCGCCACCAGACCAACAACAAGGCGCAGAUGGCGACAAAAUAACGCGCAGCCAACUUCUCGGCCGGGCCGAGCGGGAUUGGGAAUCUCCCCUCGACGAGCUCGCCUCCCGAUCCAGGGACGUUUCCGAAGAUCGUGGAAACGUGUCUUCAUCCCGCGAUUCUCCGCCAGGUUCUAGCCUCGCGUCUUCCACUUUCGGUCCUCACGUCGCGACGGGGGGUCCACCUCCCCCCGGGGGAGACGCGCACAUCAGGAAACGCGGCGUUUUAGAAGAAAUCGACUCUGACGAAUUUUUCUUAAGAGAAAAAGGCAUCUCUGAAGGGGAAGAUGAAGAAGAAAUUAACCGAUUUUUAGUCGAAGAGUUACGCCAAGCGUUCCGCUUUCAGGAAAAUGCGCUGGCAGGGUUCGACCUCGAUCCGGAAGAGGCCCCCCAACGGCCCGGGCGACAACCGAGGAAACCCGCGCGGAAAGAAAAAUCGGGGGAUCCCUCCUAUCAAACUUUUCCCCCAGAAAGACCGCGACGAAAGGCGCCCGGCUAUGUGUCCGACUACAUCAAAGAACAGGGCGGCGAAGGAGGGGACGAGGAAGCUGGGCGACGCUCUUAUCUCGAGGAGGAGGAAGACCUCGAAGAAUUCGGCGACGAUAACACCCGACGCGUCAUUAAGGACGAUCUUGAAGAUCUUGAGCAUCAAAUCGUUCAACAGUUUGUCGACGAUGGGCGGUACGAACCCGUCGUUGGCGGCGGAGGCGCAGAACCCGUAAAACCGACCCGAAGUCGGCGAAACAAGAAGAAGCCUGACGCCGGCGAGGGGGGAAGUCCCCUCUAUUACAACACGGUCGCGGGAAACGACUGGAUGCGCGAUGAAGAACAGGCCACCACCACCUCCGCCCCUGCGCAAGUCGACAGCGAAGACGUCACCUUCGUCGACGCGCAAGAUCACUCCCAGCAAGACCGAGGGGGAGACGAUGACGCCGAUUUUGACGACAUGGAAUACGUCGAUGACGCCGGUUACGCGGUCGUUCGAAAAGAAGCGCGGCCAGCGCCGAGGACCGUGCCGCGGAGCAAGAAGAACAAACGUGGCGGAAGUAGUAAAGGGAGCAGUUUAAAAAGACAGCAGGGUUCGGUUAGUCCAGAUGCCGCAGCCGCGACCGCCGCACCCGGCGCCUCCACGUCUAGCGACGCCUUCUUCUCCCUUCCUCGUUUCACUCCGAGAUCCCUUCAUAUCAUCCCGCCGUCGCGACCACAGCGCAAUUACAGCACUUUGCGACCACGACGACCCCCACGACAAGGCAGAUCGAGUCAUACGCCGACCAAGGCGGCGGGGGCGGCGCCGAAGGAUGGCGACAAAGCUGGUCGUGGCGACGGAGCCACCAGUCCGGGAGGGAGUCGCCCCAGCACGGCGAUCGGGAUAAUGCAGGGCCGCCCCUUGCCCGCUAUUCCGUCGACGGAACGGCCCCCUAGAUUGAACGACUUGGAUCAGUCCUCCAUCGAGCGGGCGGUGGGGGCGCGGCAUUAUGCUAAUUUUGUGGAGGAGGCGGCUUGCGUCGCGACGAAUAUUCCGCUGUUGGGGGCGGCGGGAGGAGAUGUCAAUAUUGCGAUUCAGACCGACCCAGUCCAGGCGUAUGAUGAGGAUGAAGCUGCAGCAGGAGGUCAAAGACAAAGUGAUUCUCAAACUACUGGACCCACGGAGACGACGGCUGGGCUCAAACCGCAACAACGAGCGUAUUCAACCGGUCGAGUGAAUCAAGGUGGCGACGGAGACGCGCAACAGCAACGUCCCCUCUCCUCCGCCGCUUCGGGGGAAGGGUUUCCGAGCGACCACCAGUUCCAAUUUCCGAGACGGCUACAUUUACACGAGCUGGAGGUGGAUGUCCUCCGAGUGCACGAUUUGAGUGCACACUCCAUCACGGCGGAUUCUCUGAGGGCGUCACAAAUUGAGGUGAACUCGCUAACGAGCACUGGCCCACUCACCGUGUCCUCGAUCCACACCCAAACCUUGAACUCUGACCAAGUGAACUGCAACCGCCUCGCGAGUGACACCGUCGACCUGCCCACCAUGGUCCCACCCGCCUUUUACAACCUCUCCAGCCCCCCCGACGACAAAGGUGCCCCCGACAAGAAGGAAGAGCUACGACGCGAUCCUGAAACCGACCUCCCGUGUCCCUACACACCCUUCGAAGACGACGAAAAUAUGGACGACUUCGGCGGCAAAGGGGAUAACUCCGUGGGCUCCCCGAUCGGAGACUUUUUCGGCCGCAGUCUCGAAUUCUGCUUGACCCCGGAACAAUCCGUGGACAAUGAUGACUCCUGGGGACAUCAAAUUCCCCCACAAAAAGGCGAAGAAACCACAACCAGCUCAACCCGGGUAGAAGAUGAUGUCGCCCACUGCUCCGAACUUCCUUGCGACGAAUCCUCCGGAACGGAACCGACACUCUCCUCCACUUCAACCGGAGAACAAGAACAAGAACCCGAAAAACCCGCCACAUUCGCCCUGGACCGACACUCUUUCAGAAUCGCAGCAGUAUUAGAAAACGACGACAGCGUUGAAGAAGAAGACAAAAAGGAAGACUUGAACUUUUAUCUGCAAGACGAAGCCCCCGUUUUAAGCGGCUCGCUCCGCCUCGAGUAUCGAAGAUCGCCCGAAGUUCCAUCAGAUUUCCAGGUUUUGCACGACAUCGUAGAAACCGAGGAGGCAAAUUUCGCCGCCCCAAAAUCGUCACCGACGCCACCACCACCACAACAACAAGCACGACCGGAAGUGACACGUGGUCCGUCACCCCUUAUCGCACCACCACCACAAUUAGUGCCCUCUCGAGUAGAACAACAACCGGAAGUGAUGCCACCACCACCCACCCUCCCCCCGCGACAAUUCCCCCCUCCUCCUUCUUCUCGUGGAAGUACAAACUUAUCGGAACGAAGAACAAUUUCAACUGAAUCGUCAUCUUCGGGAUCGGGGGAACGAUCAUCCGAAUCAUUUAGUCGGACCACGUCAUCGUCCCGGGAACCGUCAACAAUCCGGGUAUCGGAGUCUUCCUCGACAGCAAUUGUUCCCCCAGUGGCGCAACUGCAAGUUCUUGAAGGACAAGUGGAGGUGGACCACGGUGACGAAACCUUGGUCGCCAUGAGCAUCCGGUUUGUCCAUGUCGUUACCCGCGUCAUGAUGCGAGGCCUGCAAGCGAUCGUGGAUUAUGUCGACAUCGCCACGACGGACGACCCUUCGAAGGCGGAGGAACAAAGGGCCCACAUGCAAGUCCUCCUCUGCCUGUUGCUUAUCCUCCUCGCGGGAAUUAUCUUGUCCUCGAGUAACAGCGUGGUGUCCUUUUCUCCCCCGAAAUGGGAGUUCCUCAUGCCGCCACCGCAUCUUUGAGGGAGUUAUCUUAUCUUAUCUUAUCGAGAGGACCGUAUCUUUGAAGGAGUUAUCUUAUCUUAUCUUAUCUUGAAGAAGAAAAAAUAAACAUGAGCAUUUCUUUCUUUCUUUUCUUAUUGGUGACAAAUAAUGAAAUGAAAAUGAAAUGAAGUUGAAAUGAAGAAAAACGUGAAUAAGUUUCAUUUUUCAUUGUGUAGAAUUAUGUAAAUAUGUAGAAGAACAAAAAUUGUCAGGUUUUGCCUGGGAAAAUUCGUGUCCCCCCCUUCCCCCCAUUUAAAUUUAUCUCUGCCUCCGACGAUAAGGUCAAUUGAUGUUAUCAUUACUUAUUUUCAUGCCGUUGGGAUUGUGCAACUCUGAUUAAUUGAGAAUUACUUAGAUUUGCAUAAGAGUAUUUACCUGUACCCUGCUUAAUAUGUGAUAUAUUGAAGAAAAUGAAAUUCCAAAUUAACACCCACGUCAAAUAAUUGGCUUUAGCAAUUAAAUUGUUAUUAUUAUUAUCCUAAAUAUUACUAAUUACAUGUAUGGAAAAUGUUUCAUGAGUGUGAAGUAAAAUAAAAUAAUUCCAAUGAA